Messenger RNA from Aspergillus welwitschiae, 1788 nucleotides. RefSeq lists its product as uncharacterized. Lineage: Eukaryota; Fungi; Ascomycota; Eurotiomycetes; Eurotiales; Aspergillaceae. The coding region runs from base 1 to 1788 and encodes 595 amino acids. The transcript has a single exon. The record is from RefSeq and is a predicted model, not a curated record.
AUGAAGAAUAUUCGUCAACUCUUCCCACGAUCUGCUUAUUACUUGAGAGCUGCUACAACCUUGAUGAUGAAUUUCCUAGGUGACUUCUUUGAUACGGUGGGGUAUGCUGCUACAUCUGCGUCUAGGUUUAUGGUGGACAAUAUUGGUCAUGCAGACGGUAUCAUCGAAUCUGCGACCCACAUCUUCCAAAAGGCUGGUGAACAUUCAGUUCGCGGGCUUAUUGACGCGGUGUUGAGACGUUCCCAGACGCUAUUAAGCCCAGAACUUCUUCUGGAAACUUUGACGAAGCUUGUUGUCAGAAUAACUGAGCAGGUGGACAAAGAACCCGUGUUCAGACUGCUCCAAGACGCAUCCAAAUGCUUAUUCAAAUUACUGAGUUCCAUUCUUGACAAGGUCAAUCCAGAAUCGCUUCUUGGGACUGUGAAGGAGCUCACAGCAGCAACCGUGAACGCAAUAAUUGCUAAGGUGGGAUUACUUCGGAUCAUACGCGAAGGCAUAUCCAGCAACGAUGUCACUUUGACAACCCUGGGAGUCAUUUGGAACAAUUGCGGCGAUUUGGCGAAUUUUUUGGUUGACCUUAUCGAACCUGCCAAGUGCUAUUUCCCAGCAAACUAUAUUCCAGCAGACUCAACGACUGAAACAGCAAAAGAAGCACCACCACGUAAUGCAUACAAUAAAUUGGACGCAUCAGUGCUUAUGAAUCGACACGCCGUAAUCUGUCAGUUUCAGAGGCUUGUAAAAUCCUGUGUCUUCAUUGUGAAAGGGAUGGGCAAAACUGUCAAUAUCGACGAGCUGGAGGACAUUGGUAUUACCGAUGGAACCACACUCGGAAGCGACGUCAAAUCUGACGAAUCGAACAUCACUGUUGAAAACCCUUCAAAAGAAAUAUCAACCAAUGAAAAGUGGUUGUACGUCAAUGGUAUCGGCGGAGAGCUCUUUUGGCUGCGCCUUGCUUGUAGAAAAUUGGCGACGCAAUAUUCAAGAGAAGUAACAGGGAUUUUCAACAGGGGUGAUGGCAUUCUUUGGGACUUGGUUGAAUGUGCAGGCGAGAGAACCGCCCAGAGAAACGGCACCACAAGAGAACAGAAGAAACUGAUCCAGAGAACCAAGAGCAGCCGGAUGGCUCAAAAGUCAUUGGUAAAGGAGUUGGAGUCGGCCUUGAAGGAUGAAACUCAGCCUAGACAUAUCGUGAUGAUAGCCCAUUCUCAAGGCUGUCUACUUCUUCGUCUGGCGUUGGAAGAAAUAUUGAAUGGGUCAUACGAGACAACAGACACUGAAAUCCGUGAAAGAAUGGCGGGCCACCUUUGCGUAUUCACAUUCGGAAACCCGAGCGUCGACUGGAAGUGGGAGAUGAACGAACACGCUAUUGAGAAGCUCCAGCGUGACGGUCAGGAUUUGGAAAAUCUCACGAAUCUCAGUUCGCACGUCUUCCUCACCGAGCAUUUUGCAAACAAAAGGGACUUUGUAGCGAAACUUGGGGUGUUGAAUGACAAUAAGCCAGAGCAUAGUGGCUAUGCGCCCGAUUCUAUCUUCAUCAACGAAAAAGAAGACUGGGCUGGCGGCCAUCUCUUUGGGUCACAGUACAGUCUUGACCCAGAUGACUACACAACUGCUGGAGGCAAUUUGAACGGCAAGUCCUCCUGGUUGCUCAAUUGUAUAGAAGGGAAAUAUAAGGGGGAUGUGCUAAGUAAGCUUCUCACACUGGUCAUCACCUGCAUUACUGAGUCCAGGCUAACCCUCUGUUCGUGCAGAACACCGCACGCCCAGUCCUAUGUAAGCUAUCGGUAG